AUGCAACAACAACAACAACAACAACAACAGCAAUCGUACUUCGAGGAGGACGAUGAGGAUUUGGAAAUACAUUACUGUGCUGUGUGUAACUCGACCGAUGUCCAGAUAUGCACUGGAUGUCUAGGUAUAUUCUACUGUGGCAGUGAACAUCAAUUACAGCAUUGGCCUGUGCACAAGGUUCAAUGUCUGAAUACAUCAUCAUCAACAUCAUCAUCAUCAACAACAACAACAACACCAACUACAAUUACCACCUCCACCUCCACCUCCAACAACAACAACAAAAACGACACCCUCGCCAACUACCACGUCUCCGCCAGGAGCAACUGCAGUUUCCGUCGCCAACAGCACCACGACGUCACCCAGCAAACAGGUACCCCCGCCACCUGCCCAACGAUAUUUACAAACACAGGCCCAGGCUCAGAGUCAGCAAGCACAACAGACACCAUCAAUACAGACCCAUCCAUCAACACAAACAUCAUCUACAACGGCUGCCCAGACUACGACGUCAAAGCCAAGCCCAACACAGUCAUUCUUGAGGUCGACUACAAUGACGAAUAG
Molecule: messenger RNA, 558 nt
Organism: Acytostelium subglobosum LB1
Lineage: Eukaryota; Evosea; Eumycetozoa; Acytosteliales; Acytosteliaceae
Exons: 2
Coding region: 1-558 (185 amino acids)
Source: RefSeq, a predicted model, not a curated record